Messenger RNA from Dermochelys coriacea (leatherback sea turtle), 2537 nucleotides. RefSeq lists its product as uncharacterized. Bases 210 to 899 code for a protein of 229 amino acids. The record is from RefSeq and is a predicted model, not a curated record. Lineage: Eukaryota; Metazoa; Chordata; Testudines; Dermochelyidae. The transcript is spliced from 4 exons.
CACAUUAGAACUGCAGAACUGUCAGUUUCUCUCAGUGAGGAAAUCUAACACAGGGCUUGUCUUAAAAUUAAUGUUUAAACAGGAGACAUUUUCAUAAUGAAACUGCUUUAAAUAAAUUGUUUUCUUUAUAAAGAAGAUAUGAAACAAAAUGAGGAAGACUUGUGCCUCUCUGAGGGUCAGAGGCUGAGUCUAUAGUUUGAAGGAGGAUUAUGUGGUGCUCAUCUGUGUGUCCCUCCACUGCAAUGAUUGGCAUGCUACUUCUCUGGGCUUUCACAGAUGCCUCAGUUGCACUCUCUGUAAUUUCAUUGCAGAACCGAGUCCGGGUCUUCUCUGGUCAGACGGCUGUCCUGCCCGUCUCCCUCCAGUUCCAGAACCCAGCAUGGGAAUUUUACCAUGUCAAGUGGGAUUUCAUCACGGGCAAUCGUCCUGUCUUGGUCUACAUGGUGGACAGCUGUACUGGGGCCCCUGGGUCACGGGAGCGCACCUGCCAGCACAGCCUGGAGCAGGCGGGAUUUUAUCAGCAGCGGGUGAACAUCUCCUUUGAGAAUGCUUCGCUUGUGCUCAAGGCCGUGCAGCCAGAGGAUGCGGGGACGUACCGGAUAACGGUACGAAGCUUGGAUGUAUCGGGUACUGCACUAGUGAACCUGAUUGUGGAAGGAGAAUUUGCCUGGAAGAGCCUCAGCACCAUUAACAGUCUCCGUAUGGUCUUUGCCUGCCUGGUUCUCUGCAUUUUGGCACUGACAGUGGGAGAGUAUAUUCAUGCAUCAGGCAGCAACUUCAUUCAGCAUGAGGAGACACUGGGUCCACCCGAGAUGCCAGAUGGAGGUGCACCCCUGGUUGGGACCACACAACACAUAAUUGUUGUUCCAUCUACUUCAGCCUCCUUCCAUGGACAAUAACCAGCACCAAAUGCUUCAGAAAGAGGAGAAAAAUGCCUGUAGUGCACUGUGUAUGAUUAUUUCUUUACUUCUUGCUUGCAGGCAAUCUAACAUUUAAAGUCCUGAAGCUGGAGUUAUCCAUAUAUCAUGAAAUGAGGUGGGCAUAUAAAUGUUAUUUCCCCUUGUUUUAUUCAGCCCUUUAAAAAACCUUCCCACAGUAUUUGAUUCUUUAACCUCCUAAUGCUACAAGUUCUACAGAUCAACCCUCACGUGUGGGAGUUAUAUCCUUUUUACAUUUAAUUUUAGGAUUAAUAUAAUCUCCUCUUCUUCUGUGUUCUACUAGUAAUUAAAAAAAAAACCUUCCCAUCAUGGUCAAGUCAGGAAAGAUUUGAGCAGGUGAGGGGGGGAAGAAAACUUCUUUUAAAAAAAUCACAGCAAUUGUUAAUCCCCUGGUCAAGCUUUCACAUUUUAUAAUGAAGUGAACCAGCAGUGUCAUUUGAGGGCUCUCUCUUGAAAGGGAAUAGAAUGGGAACAGACACCCAAAUCAAAUCAAUCUCCUGGCCCAAGAGGGAAACAGUUGUGAAGAUAGCCACAAUGGCCAGAAUCAGGGUAAAUGUAUUGGACAAUGAGAUGCUGGAGUAAAGUCCCUUUUCUUAUAUCAGAGAUUUAAUGUAAGCUGUGAUGGGAGACCCUGGCUAGUCAGCCCUCACAUCCUUGUUUCCAUCCAGUAAAAGGUCCAGCGGGUCUAUAUGUUCUUGUCCUGCAGAUGGAAAAACCUAAAAACUGACUGUGAGAACAUGCUCCUAAAGGGUAAACACUAAAGAUACCAAGGCCCCCUGGGCCAAAAGAGGCCUGCAGAGUGGGGCUCAAGACAUUUCUCUGGUUUGUUGAUUGGUAUUCCUCUGUUAGGUGGGCACCCAAGUGUCCUGUUUGCCUUGUUCCAUUAUCUUCAUAAUGGCUCCUUGGAUGCCCUAUUGUUGCAGUGCCGUCUCAUGCAGGGUUUCUCAAUCUGAGGAUUGGGACCCAAAAUUGGGGUCCUGGAAUGUUUCCAAGGGUCAGGUGGCAGCUCCUGUCCCCCGGGGCUGGCUGGGCUGGCCUUCCUGCUCCAGGCAUUGCAACCUCUGGAGUACCCGCCCCACUCAGGUUAGACCCAGCUGUCAUAACGAUGGGAUCCUGGGUUGGCCAAAUAUAAGUGAGUGGCACUGCAGGCCCAUGAGCCAGAUCACAACUCCACUCACACAAAUUUGGUCCAGUCAGGGUGGCAGGGCAACCCCGGAAGUUGCGAUACCCAGAGUGGAGAGCCAAGACCAGGUAGCCACACAGCACAGGAGCUGUAGGAGCUGCCACGGUGGAGUGAGUGCGGGGCAGGACCCAAUUCCCCUGGGGGGGAAAGAUCUGACAGAAACCACCCCAGAGCCUCCAGCUCCACCCCAGGCUAUUUACUGGGUUGUGAUAGGCCAUAAACAUUUAUAAAUGGGUCCUGAGCCCGAAAGAGCUAAAAAGCACUGUCUAGUGGUUAUGUAGGUAUUUCUCAGUGCAUGUGAGUUUUGUUGUCUUCCACCAGAUAUAUUACCAUUUCAUCACUCUCAGCUGGCAAUGGGAUAUUGUUUCUUUCUCUCAAAGGCAUAGAGGGAGCAAAGUGAUUAAAGAAAAAGACAG